CGCAACUUCACACACUUCCUCAAAACAUAGCCGCGCUAGAAUACUGUCAAACUUGACGAACUUUACUCCGGGCGGACAUUUAUUGUCCCACCUUUGAAACAGAAGUUGAGAUAAUAUUUAACAGAUAAGCGACUUUAGUGAGUGUGCGUUUAACUUUAUGGAGUGGUGUUUGAGUUGGGAGACCUGUCGAUGUGGUUUUGUGAAUUGAAUUGAACUGAACGGGCUGGCUGUUCUUCACCUAAAGCAGCGAUGGUUUCAAUUGGCAAGGUGCUCCUUGGAGUCUUUGGGGUGGCAGUGGUCAUCAUUUUGAUAGCGGUGCCCACGGCGAUAUAUUUGAAUGAGGAUGGGAGCAGUGAAAACAAGAGAACUUUCACCCUUGACGAUGUCUUCAACAGUUCACUGAAGCCCACGUCCUACAACAUGAGGUGGAUCUCAGAUCAUGAGUAUCUGCAUAAAAAAGACGGCUCAGUCUUCCUUCAUGAUGCGAAAACUGGAGCCGCCUCAGAAUUCUUGAGCAGCAUGACAUUUCAACAAUUUGACGCCUAUGAUUACCAGUUGUCUGCCGACCGCCAAUACGUUGCUUUCAUAAGCAACUACACAUCGCUGUGGAGGCAUUCGUUUACAGCUUCAUAUUCGCUUUGCUACCAGGCCAAUGGGUCACUUCUGUCAACACCUGACAUUCCACAUGAAAUCCAAUACUUUGCCUGGGCUCCCGAGGGGAACAAACUGGCAUUUGUUUUGAAAAAUAAUGUGUAUGUGAAGACCAGCCCUACCUCGCCAGCACAGCAAGUCACUUUCAACGGGAAAGAGAACCAAAUUUACAAUGGCAUCCCAGACUGGGUGUAUGAGGAGGAGAUGUUCUCAUCAAACCAGGGUUUGUGGUGGUCGCCUGGGGGGAAGCACGUGGCCUAUGGCGAGUUCAACGAUACCGAGGUCCACACCAUCGAGUACUCCUGGUACGGCGAGGGACAGUACCCACACACCGUUAUCAUUCCGUAUCCUAAGGCAGGUUCUCCCAACCCUGUUGUGAAACUGUUUGUCGUGGACACCGCCAACACAACAAAGAUUACUCAAGUUGUUGUUCCAGCCUCAUUCGGCUCCGGUGACCACUAUCUGGUCUCGGUUACCUGGGUGACAGAUGAGGUUUUGGCUGUCCAGUGGUUGAAGAGAAAGCAAAACCACCUCAUCAUCCAGCUCUACAGGUUCGAUGGAAAUAACUGGAACACUGAAGAGAAACUGGAGCUGAUGAGUUCCACUGGCUGGCUUGGACGGUUUUCACCACCAGAUCCAGUUUUUGCCACAGACAAGAACAGUUAUUACCUGGUGGCGAGUGACACCAAUGGAUAUAAACACCUUCAUCAUGUGGUUGGGGGCAAGGCCACGCCACUCACCAGCGGCGCAUGGGAAGUCAUCGAAAUUGUGAAAGUAACUGCAGAUGCCGUAUAUUAUUUAAGUAACGAACACAACAGCAAACCGGGAGGAAACAACGUUUACAAGUGGACCAGCCAAGGACACAAAUGUCUAACUUGUAACUUUAAGGAGGAGGCCUGUCAAUACAACUCAGCCUACUUUAGCCACAACGCUUCUUUCUACCGCAUGGAAUGCCAAGGUCCCGAUAUUCCCUACUAUGUUCUCAUGGAUAACAAGGAAGAGAAAGAGCUCAGAGUUCUGCAAAAUAAUAGUCAGUUUCAGGACUUGAUAUCUGACAUCCAGAUGCCCACCGUGAGCCGUGACAAAAUCAAAAUCGGAGAAUUCGAUCUGUGGUACCAGAUGACCUUUCCCCCAGGCUUUGAUAAAUCCAAGAAGUAUCCCUUGCUAAUAGAUGUUUAUGCCGGCCCCGCCAGCCAGAAAGUAACCUACCGCCACAGUGUGAGCUGGUCCACCUACCUGGCCAGCACUGAGAAAGUUAUCGUUGCCAGCUUUGACGGAAGAGGAAGCGGUUACCAAGGCGAUAAGAUAAUGCAUCAACUCUACCAACGUCUGGGAACCUAUGAGGUGGAGGAUCAGAUAACAGCAGCCCGAAAAUUCACCGAAAUGGGCUUCAUUGAUAAAGACAGAAUUGCAAUUUGGGGUUGGUCCUACGGUGGCUACGUCACAUCCAUGGCUCUGGGAGCUGGAACUGGAGUUUUCAAAUGUGGAAUGGCAGUCGCUCCUGUCUCAAAGUGGGAAUAUUAUGACGCCAUCUACACAGAGCGCUACAUGAAUCAACCUUUCGAAAAUUUAGUUAACUAUAAUAACUCAACAGUGACGGCCAGGGCGAAAAACUUCCAUUCAGUGCAGUACCUUCUGAUUCACGGCACAGCUGAUGACAAUGUUCAUUUCCAGCAGGCAGCCCAGAUCUCCAAAGCCCUGGUAGAUGAACAAGUCGACUUUGAGGCGAUGUGGUACACAGACAAGAAUCACGGUCUUCAGGGCUCAGCCUACCAACACGUUUACACCCACAUGACUCACUUCCUGAAAAGAUGCUUUGAAUUAAAUCCAUAGGAUCAUACACGUGUGUGUUUGCAAUACUAAAUACAAAAUGAGAAAUCAUUCCUAAUGACUGUAAUUGUAAAUGAUUUGCAGUGUUCAAAAUGUCAAGAUAAAGUCUUGUUUUUCCUUCUGGUAUAAAUGAAGUAAUUUAUGAGCUACAAAGUGGUCCAUGUUGUGAGAGCUCCACUCUGUGAUAUAGUUUACAUAUUUCUGAAAUUGACUUUUCACUUUGGUAGAGCAUUUUGAUUUUAUGGUGCACAUAUGUAAAAAUUAAAGGAUUCAGCAAGGUCGGCUGCUCAGGAAAUCUUUAGUCACACAGAUGUGCAUGCUGAAGAGUGAAAAUGCUCUGCCGAGAGUGAACCUGUAUUUAAGAAAACUGUGAGCAACUCAGACAUAGUUUUUUAAAUUUAGACUCAUACAAUAAUUUAUUCAGCUUUACUAUAUUAUGAAUGUUUUGUUGCAAUAAUUGUUUUGUAAAAGAAUGCAGAAUUAAA
Molecule: messenger RNA, 2966 nt
Organism: Myripristis murdjan (pinecone soldierfish)
Lineage: Eukaryota; Metazoa; Chordata; Actinopteri; Holocentriformes; Holocentridae
Product: dipeptidyl peptidase 4-like
Exons: 26
Coding region: 250-2484 (744 amino acids)
Biological process (GO): proteolysis
Cellular component (GO): plasma membrane
Molecular function (GO): serine-type endopeptidase activity; dipeptidyl-peptidase activity
Source: RefSeq, a predicted model, not a curated record